Messenger RNA from Zalophus californianus (California sea lion), 3859 nucleotides. Its product is annotated as cytochrome P450 4V2. Gene Ontology annotation, molecular function: heme binding; monooxygenase activity; iron ion binding. NCBI's taxonomy places the organism in Eukaryota, Metazoa, Chordata, Mammalia, Carnivora, Otariidae. Bases 136 to 1710 code for a protein of 524 amino acids. The record is from RefSeq and is a predicted model, not a curated record. The transcript is spliced from 11 exons.
GGGCGCGCUGGCAUCCCUGCGGAGUCCCGGAACUCCUCCCAGGACCAGCGUCCUUGACCUCCAGGGGCCGGACCAGCACCCCGCCACUGCCCUCCGGGCAGUCUCGAUCCCUGUGCGGAGCAGACCGCUGGCGCGAUGCUGGCGCUGUGGCUGGUACACUGGGGGCCGAAGCUGCUGAUGUGGGGCGCGCUGAGCGCCAUCUCGGUGGGGGGCGCCACCCUAAUCCUGAACCUCCUGCAGAUGCUGGCUAGCUACGCGCGGAAAUGGCAGCAGAUGAGGCCCCUCCCCACGUUACCCGGCGCCUACCCGUUCGUGGGACACUCGCUGUGGAUGAAGCCGGACGGGAGAGAAUUUUUUCAGCAGAUCAUUUGUUACAGCGAAGAAUACCGACAUCAACCACUAGUGAAACUCUGGCUUGGGCCCAUACCAAUAGUGGCCAUUUAUAAUGCAGAAAGUGUAGAGGUAAUUUUAACUAGUUCAAGGCAAAUUGACAAAUCCUAUAUGUACAAGUUCCUGGAACCAUGGCUUGGCCUAGGACUUCUUACAAGUACUGGAAACAAAUGGCGAUCUAGGAGAAAAAUGUUAACACCCACUUUCCAUUUUACAAUUCUGGAAGAUUUCUUAGAUGUCAUGAAUGAACAAGCAAAUAUAUUGGUUAACAAGCUGGAAAAACAUGUUAACCAAGAAGCAUUUAACUGCUUUUUUUACAUCACUCUUUGUACCUUAGAUAUAAUUUGUGAAACAGCUAUGGGGAAGAAUAUUGGUGCUCAAAGAAACGAUGAUUCCAAAUAUGUCCGUGCAGUUUAUAGAAUAAGUGAUAUGAUACAUCAGAGAAUGAAGAGGCCCUGGCUCUGGCUUGAUUUUUUAUUUCUUAUGUUUAAAGAAGGACGGGAAUACAAAAGGAGCCUAGAGAUCCUACAUAAUUUUACCAAUAAUGUCAUCACUGAACGGGCCAGUGAAAUGAAGAGAGAAGAACCCGGAAGUGCUGACAAGGACUCUUCCUCCUCCAAAACUGAACGAAGGGCUUUUCUUGACUUGCUUUUAAAUGUGACUGAUGAUGAAGGGAACAAGCUAAGUUAUGAAGAUGUUCGAGAAGAAGUUGACACCUUCAUGUUUGAGGGCCAUGAUACGACAGCAGCAGCAAUAAGCUGGUCCUUGUAUCUAUUGGGUUCUUACCCAGAAGCCCAGAAACAGGUGGACAGUGAACUGGAAGAAGUGUUUGGGAAGUCUGAUCAUCCUGCUGCCUUAGAGGACCUGAAGAAACUCAGAUACUUGGAAUGUGUCAUUAAGGAGAGCCUUCGCCUUUUUCCUUCUGUUCCUUUAUUUGCCCGUAAUCUUACUGAAGAUUGUGAAGUUGGGGGUUACAAAAUUGUGCAAGGCUCUCAAGCCAUCAUCAUUCCCUAUGCACUGCAUAGAGAUCCAAGAUACUUCCCAAAUCCUGAGGAGUUCCAGCCCGAGCGGUUCCUUCCUGAGAAUUUGCAAGGACGCCAUCCAUACGCAUACGUGCCCUUCUCUGCUGGACCCAGAAACUGUAUAGGUCAAAGGUUUGCCAUAAUGGAAGAAAAGGCCAUUCUUUCCUGCAUCCUGAGGCAUUUUUGGGUAGAAUCCAACCAGAAAAGAGAAGAGCUUGGUCUAGCAGGAGAGUUGAUUCUUCGUCCAACUAAUGGCAUCUGGAUCAAGUUGAAGAGGAGAAAUGCGGAUGAAUCCUAACCAUAUAAUUGGACUGUGCCUUUGUCAUGUAAAAGGUCUUUCUUGAAGGAAACUGGAUUUAUAAUUUCUAGAUCAGAGUUCAAUACUCUUAGUCCCUAGACCUAUUUCUUUCUUGUCCCUGCUUACGUUGCAGUCAAGUCCACCAAAGAGUUUUAUAUUUUCAUCACCACCAUAGAUCUUACCCUUGGUUUUGAUCCCAAAAGUAGAGUUAACUGAUGAUGGCACCCAAAUAAACAUAGGACAAGUUUUUCAACAGAGGGAUCCACUGACCAACUCAAUUUCAAUUGGCACAUCCAAAGGAUAUAAUUUAAUUAAAGUUCCAGAAUUUUUUUAAGGUAUUCUUAUUGACUGGGGAACAUAUAUAUGCAUGUACACCUAUGCAUUUACUUUGAAAAGGGUGAUUAAUUAAGUACUUAGACAUAAGAAGCUUAAGUUUUUAAAUUAUAUGAGUGGCAUCAAUUAUGAGAAGAAUUAUUAUUACAGCACUUUUUGGAUUUUAUCACCUAGAGUAGAUAAUUUGUAAGUUGACUCAUAGGUUCUCUUCCUAUUUCCCUUUUGACUAAGUCCUUAUAGCCAUGACUUCAUUAUUCAUAGUAUCACAACUACCCUUAUAUAUCAUAUAAGGUUGGGAAAGAUUCCUCUUGGUAAUAACCAAUCCCCUACAUUGUGUCAGGGUUGAGUAAUGGCUUUUGGAGCUGGACGGUCCUUAUUGCGUAUCUAGUUGUACUCCCUUUUAUUAGAAGAAGGGAAUGAGGUCAAUGAGAAGGUAAGUUUCUGCCCAGAGUCAUGCCACUAGUGGGCGAUAGGGCUGGGCAUAGAGGCCUGUACUCUGUCUCUCUCCACUCCCGGUGCGAUAGGCUUCACUAUGUCUGCUUUUACUUUAUUGGAACUCAGGUGUGUAACUAGAUGUGUCAUUACAACACAGAUUUUCUGCCUCUAAUUUUGGAUAUUUCUUCUAGAAUUCUUCCAUUGUUAAAGGAAAAGAGAAGCCGUUCACCUCUAUUUAGGUAACUAUAUUUAGUAUUUAGGUUACUAUGUUUAGUAACCAGUAAUAUCUCACUUAGUUUAGGGUUAGGCGAGUAAAUUCAAUCCUCCAGAACAUACCUAUCGAGCUGUUAACUGACAUACAUUCUCUGAAUUUUAAUUCCAUAGGUAGUAUCUCUACUCCCUCACUCAGUGACUUUAAAAACCAACUUUUAAUAAACUUAAUAACAUUGUUUUUUCAAUACUCCCAAGGCAAUAGCAGAUAGAAGCAACGAAUUAAGAAGAUGGAAUUUCUAUUCUUCAAUGGAUAUCAGAGGAAGAGAUUACAGAACCAAAGCCGUUUGCAAGCACUUCAGGCUGAGUCAUUUAGGGCAGGGUCAGAAGCUCUACCCACGUUACAAUCCCAAGAAACCCUGGUGCAGACAACCCAGUUGCUAAGUUGAUGAGAAGAAGUCAAGGAAGUAUAUGAUACAAUUGAAAAAGAGGGGCGCCUGGGUGGCUCAGAUGGUUAAGCGUCUGCCUUCGGCUCAGGUCAUGAUCCCAGGGUCCUGGGAUCGAGUCCCGCAUCGGGCUCCCUGCUCCUUGGGAGCCUGCUUCUCCCUCUGCUUCUCUCUCUCUCUGCUCCUCUGUCUCUCAUGAAUAAAUAACUAAAAUCUUAAAAAAAAAAAAAAAAAAAAAAAGAAAAAGAGUCCCAUCAUAUGCUUACCUUUGUUAUCUAAAAAGUGGAUAUAGGCAGAAAAUCUUAUUCCCAGAUGACUAUAGAUAAUCAAAGUUUUAUUCUUGGAAAGUAGCAUUAUUUCUCAAUUUUAUGCAUUUAGAUAUAAAACUUGUGUGAUUUUUUCCUUCCUUUCCUUUUCUUCCCCCUUUUCUUUUUUUAGUGACCCUAAAUUAGAUGUAAAAUUAAAGUAAAACAUUUUUUAAUGUUACCUUUUGGCCUAAGGUCUUCAUGUGGCCCCAGAAUAAUUUGUUAUUUGUGUUUUAAUUGGAAAUUCUCUUAACCGUGUUAGAGGUGGAAUUGAGAAAUUAUGUUAUAGUCUGUGGUAUCAAAAUGCAGAUGCUGGCUUUUAGUUUUUUUUAAUAAGAGGAUGAUCUAGUAUCUGUGACCCUGUUACCUGUCUUACUACUGCUUGACAGAGGUAUUGCAAGAAAAAUAAAUUACAUUUUA